This is a messenger RNA of Papilio xuthus (Asian swallowtail), 1169 nucleotides long. Its product is annotated as homeobox protein SMOX-1-like. Gene Ontology annotation, cellular component: nucleus. Gene Ontology annotation, biological process: regulation of transcription by RNA polymerase II. Lineage: Eukaryota; Metazoa; Arthropoda; Insecta; Lepidoptera; Papilionidae. Bases 42 to 1169 code for a protein of 375 amino acids. Gene Ontology annotation, molecular function: RNA polymerase II cis-regulatory region sequence-specific DNA binding; DNA-binding transcription factor activity, RNA polymerase II-specific. The transcript has 3 exons. The record is from RefSeq and is a predicted model, not a curated record.
CCGUGAACGCUUCAUUAGUAACUUAGCUUGUUACCUUUACUAUGUCUGUAUCUUCAACAGUGACCGGUCAGUCGUCCCCGCUGACGACCCGGCUAUACGCGCCCAUCCCAAACACCAGUGACUUCCAGUGGACCCAGGAUAAUUCAGUUCUUACUACAACGAAUUCGCAAUGGUGUGACGCACCGCCCCCCGAAUAUAAGGUGUACCCGAUGGCCAACUUCACUGAUGGCAACGGUGGUCUAAUGAAUUCAAAGAUGAACAUCGUCUCGUCCACAUCUUAUUACAACGGGCAAGAUAUUAAUAAUGCAUUACUACCACCUUGCCAAAGAGAUGUAUUAAACUCAAAUGGAAUAUGUGGUAAUAACCUGAUCAGACCUCCUUUACCGGGUGUCAUGAAUACAACAAUAAUGGUUCCUUGUCAGAGAAAUGGCCCUAAUAUCCCCCAACGUAAUUGGAACUCUCACGGGACUGAAAGGUACAAUCGGCCUGUUUGGGUACCACCGAAAAACACAAACGGAGUAAAGAAGCAUAAACGUGUACGAACAGCUUUCACAAGUCACCAAAUGAUGGAACUCGAACAGGAAUACGCACGAACAAGAUAUUUAGAUCGCGCACGUCGUAUUGAAUUAGCGGAAACUUUAGUGCUGAAUGAACGCACUAUAAAGAUCUGGUUUCAGAAUAGAAGAAUGAAAGAAAAGAAGGAUAGAGCUGAGAAUUACGAUGAUUCAGAAGAGCCAAGUACUACUGAUUCGUCACCAGAAAUAAUCAGUAAAGUCAUGCCAGUACAUAACCAUGAACAAUUUUCAUUGCAAUGCAACACUCCUCAUGGUGUCUACCACCAAGGUUCUAAUUACUAUGUGGAUCAGUAUCCACCAACUCCUAUUACUUUAAUGCCUCAGUUACCUAUGUACCAAAUGAACUUGCCUCAAGAACCUCAGCGUAUGGUACCAGAGAGCUAUCCUGUUAGUGUUUUAGACAACAAUAUGGAAUUUGAACCACUCCCACCGAAUUUGUUGAAAACUGAAUCAUUUAAGCCGUGUGAAUCUAACGAAACAUAUUCACUGGACGGAUCUCCGGCGCAUUCAGAUAUAUCUGCUGUUGAUUCAGUUAGAAGCGAUAUCAAUGAACAAAAUUGGGAUUUGUCUUGGAUUAAAAAAUUCGAAGCUUGA